This is a messenger RNA of Plasmodium vivax (malaria parasite P. vivax), 1750 nucleotides long. RefSeq lists its product as hypothetical. The record is from RefSeq and is a predicted model, not a curated record. Gene Ontology annotation, biological process: protein folding. The coding region runs from base 303 to 1268 and encodes 321 amino acids. NCBI's taxonomy places the organism in Eukaryota, Apicomplexa, Aconoidasida, Haemosporida, Plasmodiidae. Gene Ontology annotation, cellular component: endoplasmic reticulum membrane. The transcript is spliced from 2 exons.
UUUGUAAAAUUUGAAACAUUUGGAACGAAUUGUCACCACUCGUUUGGCCCCUCGCUAGGAUUUUUUUUUUUUUUUCUUUCCUUUCACUUCCCUGCGAGUGCCUUUGCGUAAGCGCAAUCUCCGCGUUUGCUUCGCGAUUUUUCGCUUUUCCCUUUUUGAUUUUCUUUACCUUAAGCCAGUAACAUAGCGAAAGCGGAAGGAAGGAGCUGCGAAGGAGCGCAGGCGCAGAUACGUACAUAUACAUAUAUAUACAUACGUACAUACAUACAUAUAUACAUACAUAUGUGAAACCCCCCGGUAAAAUGAAGCUGUUCUUCUUCUCCUUCGCGCUGGUUUACCUCCUGCUGGUGAACAACGUGAACUGCCUGUUCAAAAAUCUGAUCAGCGGGUUUUACUGCAAUGAGGAGAACUGCUACGGGAUUUUGGGUGUAAGCGAAACGGCCAGCGUGAGCGAAAUCAGGUCGGCCUACCACAGGCACCUGACGAAUUUGAAAAAUAACUACGACUCGGAAAAGAAAAAAAAAAUUGUGAAAGCAUACACCGUCUUGGCUAACAAACGAACGAGGAAAUAUUAUGAUUACUAUUUGAAGAACCCAAACAGCAUCCUCAACGUGAUUUACUUCCUUUUCUAUUGUGUAUUUAAGCUCAUAAAGGUGAUAAUCGCGUUGGUAAUUAUUGGCUUCCUCCUAUGUGGCUUCCAAUACGUUAAUAAUAAAUACCAAAUGAAGAGGAGGGUCCAGAAGUUGUCGAAAAAUAAAGCCUUUAAGAAGGAGGUGCAAAACAGGAUAGGGUUACAGCACCCAGAUUUCCGCACCUACGAGAUGGCCAUGAAGAGGAAGGUAGAAGAAGACAUCGAGGUGGAAGUGGCACACGAGAUGGGACUGAUAAGCAACAAAAGGGAUGAACAGUUUGCCUUUUCAGAUUUAAUAAUUGUUAAGCUGUUGAUUCUUCCCAAACAGAUUAUCUGCUACGUCCUAUGGAAUGUCAAGUGGUUGAUAAAGUACCACAUUUUGAAUGACGAGUAUGAUGAGAGUGAUAAGUUAUACAUCACGAGGAAGUGCCUCAACAUUCCGGCCCAUAGGUGGGAUGCCCUCUCGGAGGAGGAUAAGAAAAUGCUUUUGAAGAAGCAGCUGUGGGUGAAGGAGAUUCAAGAGGAGUUUUUCGAAGAGCAGCGCGAGAAGGAGCGACUCAGCAAGAUCUCCAGCGCCAAGUAUAAGAAGCAGGUGCGGAUGAAGAAGAAGGGCAGCAGCUUUAACUACAACGAUUAGGGUUGAGCGGCCAGCGCGUUUGUGCGUACGCGUUUGUGUGGAACGCGUUUGUGUGUAACGCGUUUGUGUGUAACGCGUUUGUGUGUAACGUGUUUAUGUGUAACGCGUUUGUGUGUCCAGUUCGAUGGGGCGGUUCGUCUUAACCUUUUCUUUGUUAGGGGGGGGCCCCAGGUCAUCCGUUUACUCGCUCCAUUUUUUGCUUUAUUUUUUAUCUCCAUUUUUAGCUUCUUUUUUAUCUCCUUUUUUUUCGCUCCUUUUUUUCGCUCCUUUCUUUCGCUUCCUUUCUUUCGCCCCUUUUUUGAUCGGCGCCCACUCAAGUGAGUACCAUGGCGUAACGCAACUGCACGCAGCCUCGAACGCGCCAUUAUUCGUUCCAUUCUGGAGAAGCAUAUCUCCCCGAAAAAAGAAGAAAAGGGAGCUCGCCCCGCUCAGGGGUGCGUCCCACUCGGUAGACAGCCGCGCGGAUGCAGAGGUGAUAUAUA